Messenger RNA from Erigeron canadensis, 1024 nucleotides. RefSeq names its product protein phosphatase 1 regulatory inhibitor subunit PPP1R7 homolog. Bases 39 to 938 code for a protein of 299 amino acids. The transcript has 6 exons. The record is from RefSeq and is a predicted model, not a curated record. NCBI's taxonomy places the organism in Eukaryota, Viridiplantae, Streptophyta, Magnoliopsida, Asterales, Asteraceae. Gene Ontology annotation, molecular function: protein binding.
GCCAUUGAAUGGAAGCACCACCAUGAAAAACCAAUCCAAUGAUCACCGAACAAGAUGAUGAAUCUUCAGCAUCGCUGGAUGGCAGCAGCUAUCAGCUCCACGAUCUCGACUCAAUCGAGUUCCUGCCCAGCCUCGUGGAGAUCGAUUUAACAGCCAAUCGAUUGAAUAAGUUAGAUUCACGUAUCUCUAAUUUAUCUCAUCUCAAAAAGCUUUCUCUUCGUCAAAAUCUCUUCGAUGAUGCCGGUGUUCAACCUCUUUCCAGCUGGACCUCCAUUUCCGCCCUCGAGGAGUUAGUUCUCAGGGAUAACCAGCUGAAGUCUAUUCCCGAUGUCAGCAUAUUUGAAACCCUUUUGGUAUUUGAUGUUUCCUUCAAUGAAAUAUCAUCGAUGAGUGGACUGUCCAAGGCAUCAAACACACUCAAGGAACUCUAUGUCUCUAAAAAUGAAGUUACCAAGAUUGAGGAGAUUGAGCACUUCUCUGAAUUGCAAAUUCGUGAACUUGGUUCCAACAGAUUACGGGUGAUGGAGAAUCUGCAGAACUUGACCAAGUUACAGGAGCUAUGGUUAGGUCGCAAUCGUAUAAAGUCCAUCAACUUAUGUGGAUUAAAAUGCAUCAAGAAGCUCAGUUUGCAAAGCAAUCGGCUAACUUCUAUGAAAGGGCUAGAGGAAUAUACCGCCCUAGAAGAACUAUACUUGAGCCAUAAUGGUAUAGCGAAAAUGGAAGGCCUAUCGAGGUUGGCAAACCUGCGGGUUUUGGAUGUUUCUUCAAAUAAACUUGCAGCAAUCGAGGAUAUCGAGAAACUGACAUGCUUAGAAGAUCUAUGGUUUAAUGACUACCAGCUAGCAUCUUUAGAUGGCAUUGCUGAAGCCGUUUCUGGUUCUAGAGAGAAGCUCACCACUAUCUACCUUGAGCACAAUUUAUGUCAAAUAGCAAUCUGAAUUUUUGAUAAAAUGGAUUAUCCGUUGUCCCUUGAGAAGUUGUCGCCAAAGUCCGUGGAUGAAGAAGAUGGUUCAUCACGUUCGAA